This is a messenger RNA of Myxocyprinus asiaticus (Chinese sucker), 1203 nucleotides long. Its product is annotated as 5-hydroxytryptamine receptor 7-like. The transcript is spliced from 2 exons. The record is from RefSeq and is a predicted model, not a curated record. Lineage: Eukaryota; Metazoa; Chordata; Actinopteri; Cypriniformes; Catostomidae. Gene Ontology annotation, molecular function: G protein-coupled serotonin receptor activity; neurotransmitter receptor activity. Gene Ontology annotation, cellular component: plasma membrane; dendrite. Gene Ontology annotation, biological process: chemical synaptic transmission; circadian rhythm; vasoconstriction. The coding region runs from base 1 to 1203 and encodes 400 amino acids.
AUGAUGUUCAACUCAUCGGGCUCGUUAGAUUUCUUCUCGUUCACUCAUCCAGAAGUCGUGUCGGAAGUUCUCAAUGGUUCCUCCCAGCUGCUCUAUAACGUCUCAAUGGCCAUGUGGAAUAAUUCCUGUGGAGAACAGUUACUCGAUUUCACCUCGGCGGAGAAGAUUGUCAUCGGGAUGAUGCUGGCCAUCAUCACCACCGUAACGGUGAUUGGAAAUACACUAGUGGUGAUCGCGGUGUGCGUCGUUAAAAAGCUCAGACAACCGUCCAACUAUCUGUUGGUUUCUCUCGCCGUGGCGGACCUGUCCGUUGCUAUUGUAGUGAUGCCCUUCGUGAUCGUUACGGACCUUACAGGAGGAAAGUGGCUUUUUGGAGAGGUCUUCUGUAACAUCUUCAUAGGCAUGGAUGUGAUGUGCUGCACGGCGUCUAUCAUGACGCUGUGCGUGAUAAGCGUGGACAGGUACCUCGGCAUCACCCGCCCUUUGACCUACCCUGCACGUCAAAACGGCCAACUGAUGGCGAAGAUGAUCUUUGGUGUGUGGCUUGUGUCUGCCUCUAUCACACUGCCGCCAUUUUGCGGAUGGGCUAAGAACGUCAACACCGCUGGUGUUUGUCUGAUCAGCCAGGACUUUAGUUACACCAUCUACUCAACUGCUGUGGCCUUCUACAUCCCCAUGAUCGUCAUGCUCUUCAUGUACUACAAGAUCUUCAAAGCCGCCCGGAAGAGUGGAGCCAAACAUCGCUUUACCGAUCUCUCUCGCCGUGAUCGUCUGGAAACAGUGGCCAGUGAGGCGUUGAGAAUGCAAGGCCUGAAACCCCAACCAGGCGUAGCUGAGGAGUGCGCAGCUCUUUCUCGUCUGCUAAGCCGCGAACGCCAGAAUAUCUCCAUCUUUAAGCGAGAACAAAAGGCAGCUACGACGUUGGGGGUGAUAGUUGGAGUAUUCACCAUUUGUUGGCUACCGUUUUUCAUUCUCUCUACAGCCAGACCCUUCAUAUGUGGGGUCAAGUGUAGCUGCAUACCAAUUUGGUUGGAGAGGACACUGCUGUGGUUCGGCUAUGCAAACUCACUCAUGAAUCCCUUCAUUUAUGCUUUUUUCAACCGUGACCUGCGCUCAACAUACAGGGACUUGCUUCGGUGCCGGUACCGAAACAUAAAUCGACGACUGUCAGCUGUAGGUGUUCAUGAGGCAUUGAAGGUUUGA